Molecule: messenger RNA, 339 nt
Organism: Closterium sp. Yama58-4
Lineage: Eukaryota; Viridiplantae; Streptophyta; Zygnematophyceae; Desmidiales; Closteriaceae
Source: the annotation of a GenBank genome assembly
AUGUCACCGCGGUCCCCAGCACCGCUGCCAACAGAGCAUGUGGACGUGGAGGAGGUGGAGGUGGCUUCAAAGCAGGAGCUGAUCGCCCUGCUGAAGCAGCACGAGGCGGCGCGCACGCGCGUGUUCCUGCUCUUCCUGGCAGACCAUGUGCCCUCUACUAACCAGUCCUGGUGCCCUGACUGUCGCAAGUCAGAGCCAGUGGUAGCCACAGCAGUCAGCAACCUCCGCAGCAACCCCAUCACAGCACCCGGCCCCACCCCCUCAGCGCUGCUGCUAGGGGAGUAUGAGACGCGCAAGGUGCGGCUGGUGAUGGAGCUCAUGGUGCACGCAGGGCUGUGA